AUGGUUACAACCCAAUUUGAGAAAGUACUCUCCAACUUUAAAAAACUUGACAAAGAACAGCGUAAAUUGUUUUUAACUGCUUUGGUUGAAGAAUGUAAUCCACAUGAAAUCUAUACUUUGCGACAAAUUCUGCAAUGCAAAUGUUACGGUAAAUUUGAUAUAAUUAGUGCUUUACCACUUGAACUUUCAAUAAAAAUUUUCCAACAACUCGAUGGUAAAGAUUUAUGCCACUGUCGUGAGGUUAAUCGUAAAUGGAAAAACAUCACACAAGAUUCUACAAUUUGGAAAACCAAAUGUUCAGAGAUAUUAACACUUUAUCAAGGACAAGAUGCAACAAAAAUAAUAAAAACCCCAAAAGAAGGAUGGGAACACAUGUAUCAUAAAUUAUAUCAAAGAGAAAUAAAUUGGAACAAAGGAAAAGUUCAGAAAAUAAAAUAUCUUAAGAGUCAUCGAAGUCACAUAACUGAUGCAAAACUAAAGGACAACAUUUUAGUAACAGGAUCAUCAGAUAGAACAGUGAAAGUAUGGGAUCUUGAAACGGGACAAUGUGAAUUAUUAAAUGAAUUGAGAGGUCAUGUGAGUGCAGUAAGAUGUGUUAGUUUAUCUGAAUCACAUAUUGCAUCUUGUGCCUUUGAUGGUAGUGUAAUUAUUUGGAAUUGGAAAUCAGGAGAAAAAGUAGCUACCAUACCAGCAAAUGCAACUGUAAUUCGGAUAUUUGACACAAAAGUUUUAUCAUUAUGUGGAGCAACAAUCAAAGCUUUUGAAUUGUCAAAUGGUGAAUGCACUUUUUCCACUCCAUUCGGAACGGGAUUAUUAGGCUGGUCAUAUAUUCAGAAACAUCUCUCAACUAUAGAAACAUCUAUAACAACAUUCGACGAAAUUGAUAAAAAUACAUUAGAAUUACCAAAUAUGAUAAAUAUAAUAGGUUUCAAUUGUUCAUCUCGUGCGUAUGAUUUUGAUACUCGAAAUGGUAUAAUGGUGAGUGUAGAGGGUGUAAACACUUUAAACAUGGCAUCUGUCAAUGAUAUUUACAAUCCAAAGGAAAUAGAAUAUGCUCAUUGUAAAUUUAUGUUCGAGUAUGAUCUUGGAAAAGAAGACAUCAAAACUCUGAAUGUUGAUUCUAAUUAUCGUCGUAUAAUAACAGGAUGUCGUAGUGGUUUGAUUGCUAUUUUAGAAUUCGAUUAA
This is a messenger RNA of Diversispora eburnea, 1185 nucleotides long. Lineage: Eukaryota; Fungi; Glomeromycota; Glomeromycetes; Diversisporales; Diversisporaceae. The record is from the annotation of a GenBank genome assembly.